CUCAGUUAUCAACUAGAUAUCUAUUUGAGAAUAGUAGCAUUGUGUCGAGCUUUCAAUUGAAAGGCGGCCGGCUUUUGCAUGUGAUAUUAUUUAAGUGUUGAUUAUUUCGAUAUUUUAUAAAAAUGGAAGUUCUUCCCAUCAGUCAACAACAUCUGGAAUAUCAGAAUCAGAGCAGAUAUUACAAUCCCAGUGCAACGUCAGAAGAACUAACACACGAAAAUACAGUGAUGAUACUUUCGAAAAAGUUGGAAGAUGAAAUUCGCGCUGCUAAACGGACACAUCUAUUAUGUGGGGAAGUUCUGUUACCUUGUGGACUACUUCAAAAGAUCUCAGAAGAUAUUUUAAAUAUCGCCGAUUCGGAGUUGUGUGGUAUUAGGGGGUGUACGCUGUAUCUUUUGUUCGAGGGUGAGGAGGAUUGCAGGAGGCUCAGCACUUUGAAAAUAGAUCCAACGAUACCAUCUACCUUCGAGCUGUACCUUACUUUCAAGCAAGCUAACGGAGGUUGGGGAUUUUUGCCACAGUUCCUCAAGUAAAAAAAUAACAGGAGGAGGAACAGUGGUUAUUAGUACCGAAUACGAACUGACUAAAAAGAAAUUAUAUCGCCCCAAAUCAUCUUAAACCACGAAUUUGACUGAAUGUAAAACGAAAAAGUCGAUUAACAUUAAGUUUUCUAUUUUUAUAGAUGUAAAAAUAUUGAAAAAUUUAAUAAGCGAUGCGUGAUGUUAGGUUUAGUUGUUUUUAAAAAAUAUUUUGACAGUAUUUUCUAUUUAUCUUCGUUUGAAGAUGUUGAUUCGUUUCAUAUUAAAGCGAGAAUAUUAUAUCAGUGAAAGUGAGAAUUGUUUGAUUUGAAUUAUUGUUUCUGGAAAUGUUUAAAGAUCAUGAGUGAUAUUUGCCAUCCUUAAAAUUAUACAUUAUAAUAAUGUAUAUGUUGAUAUGACAUCGUACCUGUACUUACAUUUGUUUAAAAGUAUUGUGUAGAGAAUAAUUUAAGAAGUUGAAAUUUGCUUUUUUAAUUUUUUUUGUUCUUGUGAUAAUAGAUUAGUGUUUGUGAAAGAAUGAUACAAAACAUGCAUGACCGUACAAAUUUUAAUAAACAUGUAUGUUUUUAAAUUAUGUAAAAUAUUUAAGAGGCUAUAACAUUUAGAUUUUAAGGAUAUUUUAUAUAAGUUUUUAUAAAUUGUAGAUUUUAGAAUGUUGUAGUACCAUGGCAAUUCGAUGUGAUAGUACAGAUUGUACAAGUCUCAUGCUUGAAUACUACUUAUUCUACAGUGAUCAUCAUCAUUAAAAAAGAUUUUUUAUAAA
Harmonia axyridis is the source of this 1302-nucleotide messenger RNA. Its product is annotated as protein scylla-like. Lineage: Eukaryota; Metazoa; Arthropoda; Insecta; Coleoptera; Coccinellidae. The transcript has 3 exons. Bases 123 to 533 code for a protein of 136 amino acids. The record is from RefSeq and is a predicted model, not a curated record. Gene Ontology annotation, cellular component: cytoplasm. Gene Ontology annotation, biological process: regulation of TOR signaling; apoptotic process; negative regulation of signal transduction.